GUGGGGGGGUGGGGUCCAUCUAGGUACAUUCAGGCCCCAGACUCAGUGGGGGCGGGGAGUCAUUCCUAAUGCAAGAGCUCCUCCCACAGAAGAGCACAUUAGUGCAGACACCUGGGUUUCCACCUCACUGUGGCUCAGGGGAGCUGGGAAGGAGGCACCUUUUGACCGGGGCUCUGCCUCCGGUCAGCCUCUCCUCUGCUGCCCAGCAUGGCUAGCUGCUUGGCACCUGCGCUGCUGCUGCUGCUGCUUCUGGGCUCGCCGAGCUCUGCUGCACGGAACCGAUGCGUGGACGCGGCUGAGGCGUGCACUGCGGACACGCGGUGCCGUCGGCUGCGCACCGCCUAUGUGGCGCAGUGCCUGGGUCCCGCCUCGCCGGGGAGCUGCCCACGCGCCCGCUGCCGCCGUGCCCUGCGCCGCUUCUUCGCCCGCGGGCCACCUCCGCUCACUCACGCGCUGCUCUUCUGCCCGUGCGGUGGCCCCGCGUGCGCUGAGCGCCGGCGCCAGACCUUCGUGCCUUCCUGCGCCUUCUCGGGGCCUGGCGCGGCACCGCCCUCCUGCCUCGCGUCCCUAGAAGCCUGCGAGCGAAGCCGGGUCUGCAGGCCCCGCCUCUUGGCCUUCCAGGCCUCCUGUGGGCCCGCCCCCAGCGCCUCGGACCUCUGCCAGGGGCACCAGGCCCCCAGCUGCCUGAGCGCCUAUGCCGGCCUCGUGGGCACCGCCGUCACCCCCAACUACGUGGACAAUGCGAGCGCGCGUGUGGCACCUUGGUGCGACUGCGGAGCCAGUGGAAACCGGCGUGAGGAGUGCGAAGCCUUCCGGGGGCUUUUUACUAGGAACCGCUGCCUGGAUGGCGCCAUUCAGGCCUUUGAUGGUUGGCCCCCAAUCCUACAUGACCUGGACCCUCACCAGGACUCUGAGCACAGCCUCCUGCAGGCGUCCUCUGCAGACCGGCUCCUGGAGGGGAGCUCCCUGCUCUCCAUGCUCCCUGUCCUGGCUCUUCAGCCCCUGCUCUAACUGGGACGGCAGACCUUGGAUGACAGCCAACUGUCCCACCCUGCCUGGGAUACUGGGCCUCAUCGGUGCCCCACUGGAAGGGACCAGCUUACCUCCCAAGCUGGCCCCAGUGCUCUUGCGCCA
Molecule: messenger RNA, 1134 nt
Organism: Sus scrofa (pig)
Lineage: Eukaryota; Metazoa; Chordata; Mammalia; Artiodactyla; Suidae
Source: RefSeq, a predicted model, not a curated record